CGGCUCUUGUCGGUGGAGACGGAGAGUCCGAUGAGUCCGUCGAGUUUCUCCGGUACUUUCUCAACUUUUCCGCCUGAAACCAGCAGCUGAUAUUCGGGGGAAAGUACAGAGUCAAGUGUUCUCCUUAAAGUCGAAGAAGUGUCCUCCUUUCUUCAGCCGUUUAUCUACUGAACCAGGGAACGGAGACACUUAAUGGUUUAAAGUUUAAACUGUAACGGACCUGAAGCUAAUGUAGCUGCUAACUGAAGCUAACUGAAGCUAAUGUAGCUAACCCCCUGCCUGCUCUGUGUCACGCCGGGAAUCAGUCACCAUGGCCGGGGACUUCUCGCUGCUCCACCGGACCUGUAAGCUGGUGGUUCUGCUGUGUUUCCUCCACAUCUCCGUCACUCUCUUCUUCUACGUCCGUUCUCUGGACAUCCCGUCCGCCUUCGUCCAGAACCAGCAGCAGAACCGGGUGAACCGGACCGAGAAGAACCUGAUCCGGAGCUCCGAGCUGCCCUCCGUGGCCGGGGAGAAGGAGCUGGAUCCCGGGGAGAAGGAGCUGGAUCCCAGGGAGAAGGAGCUGGAUCCCAGGGAGAAGGAGCUGGAGAAGUGCCCGGAAACAUCGCCUCUGCUGGUGGGUCCCCUCCGGGUGGAGUUCAGCUCUCCGGUGAAAGAGGAGCUGAUAAAGAAGGAGAACCCCGCCCUGCAGCCGGGGGGGCGCUUCAGACCCAGAGACUGUGUGGCGCAGCAGAAGGUGGCCAUCAUCAUCCCUUUCCGCAACCGAGAGGAACACCUGAAGUUCUGGCUGUACUACCUGCACCCCAUCCUGCAGAGACAGCAGCUGGACUACGGGGUGUACGUCGUCAACCAGGACGGAGACGCCACCUUUAAUCGAGCGAAGCUUCUGAACGUGGGCUACGCCGAGGCUCUGAAGGACUACGACUACGACUGCUUCGUGUUCAGCGACGUGGACCUGAUCCCCAUGGACGACAGAAACACCUACAGGUGCUUCAGCCAGCCCAGACACCUGUCCGUCUCCAUGGACAAGUUUGGAUUCAGGUUACCCUACAACCAGUACUUUGGAGGCGUGUCCUCGAUGAGCAAAGAGCAGUUCCUGAAGAUCAACGGCUUCCCCAACAACUACUGGGGCUGGGGGGGGGAGGACGACGACAUCUUUAACAGGCUGUCCUCCAGAGGGAUGUCCAUCUCCAGACCCAGUGGAGACGUUGGGAAGUGUCGAAUGAUCCGGCACCAGAGAGACAAGAAGAAUGAGCCCAACCCUCAGAGGUUCAACCGGAUCGCCCACACCAGAGACACCAUGUCCUCAGACGGGAUCUCGUCCCUCUCCUAUUCGCUGCUGAAGACGGAGAAGCGGGACCUCUACACCUGGAUCAGCGUGGACGUGGGGAAGCCCUGAGAGCCGGGCUCUGAUUGGACGUGGGGAAGCCCUGAGAGCCGGGCUCUGAUUGGACGUGGGGCGGCCCUGAGAGCCGGGCUCUGAUUGGACACUGCGUCCUGAACCAGACUUUAAUUUUUUCAAUCUAUCGGAGACAAUCAGGAGGGGGGUGUGGGCUUUACUGGUGGGUUAUGGGUAAUUAAAAGGGCGGGUUUAGAUCCGGAUGCUGGGUCUGAUUCCGGUUCCUAAAUAUGUGUGACAUCACUUCCUGUUUAUAUUAAAGUCUCUGUGGACAUUAAACACAUCAGAGACAAAAAGAGCAGAGCUUUAACCCUUAGAGACUGUGUGAGUGUGUGAGUGUGUGAGUGUAUGAGUGUGUGAGUGUGUGAGUGUGAUAAUCAGGUGAAUAAUUAAGGUGUGUUUAUAAAUCAGGUGAUUCUGUGAAUAUUUGAGCCAAAUUGAACCGAACCUGAGUCUGAGCUGCAGACCAGAACCUGGGGGGGGGGGGG
Trematomus bernacchii (emerald rockcod) is the source of this 1887-nucleotide messenger RNA. RefSeq names its product DP-Gal:betaGlcNAc beta 1,4- galactosyltransferase, polypeptide 1, like (gene b4galt1l). NCBI's taxonomy places the organism in Eukaryota, Metazoa, Chordata, Actinopteri, Perciformes, Nototheniidae. Gene Ontology annotation, molecular function: beta-N-acetylglucosaminylglycopeptide beta-1,4-galactosyltransferase activity; cytoskeletal protein binding. Bases 311 to 1399 code for a protein of 362 amino acids. The transcript is spliced from 6 exons. The record is from RefSeq and is a predicted model, not a curated record. Gene Ontology annotation, biological process: carbohydrate metabolic process; protein N-linked glycosylation.